Molecule: messenger RNA, 510 nt
Organism: Funneliformis mosseae
Lineage: Eukaryota; Fungi; Glomeromycota; Glomeromycetes; Glomerales; Glomeraceae
Source: the annotation of a GenBank genome assembly
AUGGCAGAAAUGGCAGAGACUAUAUUAGCACUGUACAAGAUUAUACCUGAAUACGUUCUUGGUAGUCUCCCAGUCAUUGCAAUUAUGGGAGAUUCGCCCUAUCGUGUCUUGGAUGCCCUUUUGAUGGACUCUUUCACUCCCUCAACGUUGGAGAUAAUUCCAGCAAUUUGGAGAAGAGGAUUUUACGGGAUUCUAAUAGUCAAAGAUCCUAGCGAUGUUUUUGACAAGAUACAAAUUAUUGUGGAUAACGAUCCUAAAGAUAAACUUAAAUUUCAUAAAUGUGUAACCAUUACGAUAAUUAAUAGUUUAUCCUUGGAUGAUAGCACUUAUCGUCUACUUUACACCCCUGGAGAAAGUGAUUUAAUCAUGUCUGGGAAAGGGUGGUUACAUGUUUGGUUUUUCACAUGUAGUUUUAUAGUAGCAUAUCUCUUGUUAUUUUUAGGUAUCUUUACCGGGUAUAAUACAUUAGGGUUGAUUUAUUCGGGGAUGCUUGUGAUUUGUAGAGCAUAG